Myxocyprinus asiaticus (Chinese sucker) is the source of this 3529-nucleotide messenger RNA. Its product is annotated as transcription factor Sp2-like. Gene Ontology annotation, biological process: regulation of transcription by RNA polymerase II. The record is from RefSeq and is a predicted model, not a curated record. Gene Ontology annotation, molecular function: DNA-binding transcription factor activity, RNA polymerase II-specific; RNA polymerase II cis-regulatory region sequence-specific DNA binding. Lineage: Eukaryota; Metazoa; Chordata; Actinopteri; Cypriniformes; Catostomidae. Bases 50 to 1870 code for a protein of 606 amino acids. The transcript is spliced from 8 exons.
CGGUCUCCCGUGUGGGCUCUUCAAGUCUUCACGGAGAGUGAAUGUCGUCAUGAGCGAUCAAAAGGACAGUAUGGCCACCACUGUCGCAGUCAGCCCCAGUGAAUAUCUUCAGCCCUCUACCACCACUUCUCAAGAUUCACAGCCCUCCCCACUGGCCCUUCUGGCAGCUACCUGCAGUAAGAUCGGGCCUCCUGCUGCCCAAGCCCCAGUCAGCACGCCACCGGCUCAGCCAACCACACGGCGUCUGCACCCCAUCAAGCCCGCCCCUAUUGCUCCGGCUCCACCCAAAAACCUUGGGUUCCUCUCAGCAAAAGGGAAUCUUAUCCAGCUGCCUGCAGGCCUUGGUUCCUCAGGGGCCAGUCCCAUAGUCUUCACUAUACAGAGCCCUUCACGCCCGGCAGGCACAUCCACUCCCAACAUCCAGUACCAGGUGAUUCCUCAGUUCCAGGGGUCUCAGACCAUUCAGAUGAUGCCUCAGGGAGGACAGAUCCAGAUCAUCCCUGGAACCAACCAGGCCUUUUUCACCUCACCUGUAACAGUUCAGGCUGCCACACCCGCCCCACCACCUUUGGCUCCAGCGCCAGUUACGCCACAAAAGACAGUGGCGAUCAAGCCAUCCUCACUAAAGCGUCGACCGAAUAAUGCAAAUGCUAAUGUUGUACGACUUCCUAGUGGACUCACGCUGCCUCUCAACGUUACUACGGGUGAUGUGGGAGGAGCUCAGGUUGUCACAGAGACUGCUACUGCUCCAGUGAAGGGCAAGAGGGGAAGGAAGAGGCAGGUGGCUGUAGCCUCACCCACACCAGCACCUCAACCAGCCUCACCGCCACCAGUGGCAGAGCAGGUGGAGGCAUUGCUAAUAGAGACCACAGCUGAUAAUAUAAUUCAGGCAGGGAAUAAUCUCCUGAUCGUGCAAAGUCCAGGGGGGAGUCAGCCUGCUGUGGUGCAGCAGGUGCAGUUGGUUCAGCAGAAAUCAGACCAACAGGUUGUUCAGAUCCCCCCGCAGGCAUUAAAAGUGGUACAGGCCGCCUCUGCCACACUUCCCCCUGUACCACAGAGACAGACAGUCACCCCCAGUGUGCAAGUUACACCUCCAGAACCCACACAGGUGCUGAUUAAAACAGCCUCAGGUGAAUGGCAGGCUGUACAGCUACAGGAGGCCAUGGUGACUACACCAACCUCAUCAGCCAGCACCCCCACACCAGCAGUGGUCUCUAAAAAGGCCCAAACAGGGACACGGAAAGAGAGGACUCUUCCUAAGAUUGCCCCGGCUAGAGAGGGUCUGAUAACACUGAAUGCAGCCCAGCUAGCUUCUGCUGCUCAGGCUGUUCAGACCAUCAGUAUUAAUGGUGUGCAGGUGCAGGGUGUUCCUGUAACUAUCACCAACGCCGGGGGCCAGCAGCAUCUCACUGUGCAGACGGUUCCAGGUGGGGGUCUACAGCUGGGCAGUACCCAAACACAGACCAUGCAGGUGGAGCAAGCACAGACACUCGCAUUGGAAUUGCACAGUCAGCCUGGAGAAAAAAAACGGCGCAUGGCCUGCACCUGCCCAAACUGCAAAGAUGCAGAAAAGAGGCCAGGAGAGGUGGGGAAAAGAAAACACAUCUGCCACAUAGCAGGCUGUGAAAAAACCUUCCGAAAGACAUCCCUACUGCGGGCGCAUGUCCGGCUGCACACUGGUGAGAGACCCUUUGUGUGCAGCUGGGUCUUCUGCGGAAAACGAUUCACACGCAGUGAUGAACUGCAACGACACGCCAGGACACACACAGGAGACAAACGUUUUGAGUGCAAUAAGUGUCAGAAACGUUUCAUGCGGAGUGACCACCUCACAAAGCAUUACAAAACACACAUCAACACAAAGACCCUGUGAACAGCUCCUUUUACCUGGUUUCAAGAACUUUGGGGGGGAAACGCUCUUCCCAGGGCUUUGAAAGAAGGGAGAAAACAAAGAGGUCAACCCCCUUCAUGUGUACGAUAUGCCCCUGGAAAGUCACCUGUUAAUACCAGCCAUUUCAGACUACACUCCUGCUGUCCCCUUUUUUAACUUAUACUCAUUGUCAGAGAAAGGCUGGCCAGCUGCACGUGUGGCCCUUACCUGAGAUACAAAGAACACAUGGAUACCAGUUGUGUCUGGUUGAUUUCUUCGUACGGAGUGGAAAGGAAGUCUAUCUCAGUUUGAACUACAGCAUCAACAAACACUCCAGCCAAAAAAAUAUCCUUUCCCGUCUCAUUUCAAAUUAUUCACAUGUAUGUUUUUGGUUAUUUUAGCUAUCGUGCCCCCUCAGUGUUUCCUGGCUAUUAUUGUGUAAAUGUUUGUUUUCAUACAUUCAAACAUACAUUUUUACAUACUUUGGCAAAUUUUAAUUCAGAAGUAACUCUGUGGACAAACUCUUUAACCCAUUUGAAGUAAUUUAAGUUGUUGAAUGAAUUUUAUGGCUGAUUUAGACUUUUAAACAGAAGCUUGAAAGUUAUUAAACAUGAUUCAUAAAACCUUGGUUGAUUGGAUUUUAAAAAAAGAUUUUUGUUUAGGCUUUUACAUACUACUUGGUUUGACAAUUGCGUUUUGUGUACAGAGGUGGUAAGGUAAAUAUCAUGGGACUUGCUACAGGUGUAAAGGUGGUAACCCACUUUUUAUCACAUUUGAAAUAAGGAAUAAUUUAUAUUUGAAAACAUGUCUGUUUGUUAAGAUUGUUUAAGUAUCCAUGCAAAAAUGUAGAUAAACAAGAACUCAUGUUUGUUUUCUGAAUUCAUGAAACAGGACAAAAUUUCUGUGGUGAUAUCGGUCUGAUCGAUUCUGGUUGUGAAUAUAUAAAAGUUUUUAUUUCACCUUAUGUGCAGUUAAACCAGCUACAAACUAAUGGUUUGUGAAAUAAAGUCAUUCCAUUUAAGUUAAUCUAAAUUUUUGCACAAGCUCUCUUAAAGAGGCCUUAAUAGGAAAAAAAAAUUCUGUGCUCAUGUAUGUAUGUAUAGUGUCUAAAUUCAUACUGUUGUAUUUGGGCAUAAAAUGUAGGAUAAUUGUUACACAAAUGUGCAUUGGCUUGUGCUGCCGAUCAUGAAUGAUGUGGACUGUGUACAGUGUAAAUGAGAAGAAAAAGCAUUGUAUAGUUUUCAUUCCUAUAAUGUGCAAGAUUAAUAGAUUACCCUUUUUAUUAACUAAAAGGUGCCUUAGUCUGCAGCACCCCGUAUUUAAAGAGAUUUGUCUGUAUUUGUAGAACUGCUUUAUUUUUGGUCUAACUUAUGAAGUGUUAAGAAAUGCCAAUUUAUGUGCACUGACCAAAUUCAGGGGUUUCACUGAGUGGAUAAGUUAAUUAUUUGGUUUAAAUACCUUUUGAUUUGACUGAUUUAAAGGAGUCCUUUUAUCUUUCCUUGAUAUACCCCAUCUGUAAGGAGCCCUGACUUUGAACAUUGGUAGGUAAUCCUGUGUUUGUAUAACCUGUAUUAAGGAGCUUAGACCAGAGAACUUGCUAUCUUUUUCUACAGUCAGACCACCUCUCCACCUCACCUAAUAAAGCAUAACACAACGCUCUGA